AUGUCAGGCUUGUUCUAUUCUAUUCAUCCUAAAACAGCAAGUAAGAUUUUGUGCUCUCAUUUUGAGGCUCAAUUCGCCCACUACGUUUUUCCAUGUUUCGAUGAUUGGGAGGAGAAGGCCACUUUCCAGCUUUCCGUAAGCAAUUUACAUUCAAAUUUCAGAUGUAUUUCAAACACGACUCCUAAAAUGAAGAAUGAUUCCAAAAAGAUAAUUACUUUUAACACUACUCCAAAAAUGUCAAUAUAUUUAGUCGGACUAUUUAUUGGACAAUUUGAGUGUAUUGAAACGACAUAUACGUCUAACUUGGAUAAUACUGAAAUUCCUAUUAACGUUAAUUAUUUGGAAUCGACAUCUCUUAUUACUGAUAAUGCCAAAACUGUCCUUGACAUGUCGUGUAAAAUUUUACCAAUAUUGGAAAACUAUUUUGACAGCGCCCUCUCAAAACAACAAAUUUCUAAAAUUGAUUGGAUUAUUAUUCCUGAUCUGAUUAUUGGUGGAGGUAUGGAAAACUGGGGGUGCAUUACUUUACUUGAAAAGCAUACAGCCAACACCUCUAUGGACAUGAAGAAGUUAGGACCAUUUGUCGAAAUUCUUUCGCAUGAAUUAUCUCACUUUUGGGUCGGAAAUUUGGUUGGAUUUCCAUUCCAUAUUAAGGAAGGGUUAGCACUCUACCUUGAACAAAUUGUUACAGACGAAGUGUUGAAACGACCUUCAUCUCUUUCCAUCAAGAAAAAUUCAACUGAAAAAAGAAAGGACUUGGUGACUGAAAUUAAGCAAGGAAAUGACAAUUUAUCAGUAGAACAAGCAUUUUCGAAAAUGUUUUCUGGUGUUGCCUAUACUCAAUGCUUUGACUGGAUUUGCACAGAAUGUGUUGGAGCUUUGGGACCUACUACCUUCAGAGAUAGACUUCGACAGCUCAUUUCAGAAAAUGAAUUUGGAUUUGUGCAUGAAAAGGACUUUACACAAGUCUUUAAGUAA
Messenger RNA from Naegleria lovaniensis, 978 nucleotides. RefSeq lists its product as uncharacterized. The record is from RefSeq and is a predicted model, not a curated record. Gene Ontology annotation, biological process: peptide catabolic process; proteolysis. The transcript has a single exon. NCBI's taxonomy places the organism in Eukaryota, Heterolobosea, Eutetramitea, Acrasida, Naegleriidae. Gene Ontology annotation, cellular component: cytoplasm. Gene Ontology annotation, molecular function: zinc ion binding; peptide binding; metalloaminopeptidase activity. The coding region runs from base 1 to 978 and encodes 325 amino acids.